AUGGCGGAAGUGACGGCGAAGCGAUUCAGUGUGGGUUACGCACUGUUACAGAAGAAACAGCGCAGCUUCGUUCAGUGUUCUUUGUUGAAUUCGGCAAAAGAGCGUGGUAUUGAUCUCAUUAGGAUCGACACCGACAAGCCGCUAAUUGAUCAAGGCCCUUUUGAUUGUGUGCUUCACAAGUUGAACACUGAAGACUGGCGGAAACAGCUAAAGGAGUACUCCAUUCGGAACCCUAGCGCUUACAUAAUCGAUUCUCCUGACGCAAUCCAGCGGUUACAGAACCGGAUUUCCAUGCUCGAAGUGGUUUCGGAGAUUGAGGCGGCGGAGGUGAAAGACGGUGAGUCGGCUUCCUUUGGGACACCGAAGCAGACGGUGAUAUACGAAUCGGAGAAGCUGAAAGACACGACGUGUUGGGACGAGGGAUUGAAGUUCCCGGUGAUUGCGAAACCCUUGGUGGCGGACGGAAGAGUUUGUGAACCACGGCGGGGUGAUCUUUAA
Molecule: messenger RNA, 498 nt
Organism: Lactuca saligna
Lineage: Eukaryota; Viridiplantae; Streptophyta; Magnoliopsida; Asterales; Asteraceae
Source: the annotation of a GenBank genome assembly